CGUGCAGGUUAUUUACGUAUAGGCAAUGAUUUUAUGAAAUUCACAUAUCUAAAUUCACGUGCGUAAUUAAUGUACGAGUUCGCGUUCGCGUUCGCGCAGGGGCUUUAUGAGAUGGGUGAACUGCAGGACAGAGAUAGGCUAAGCCCGGCCUACAAGCUGGGUAAGCAGAAGUGUUCCUACAACCAGGUCCGGCUGGACUUCUCCAUGCUGGGAGGGCAGCACGCUGACCUUUCCGUUGCGGAGGCCAUCGAGUCUCCAGUGGGCAAUGACCUGGGGGAACGCCUGCGUGAGUGCUCGCUCAAAUUCAAUGUCCGCUUUUCGAACAACUAUCGCGUACGUCUGUACGUGGUUCUCGUAUACUCCAAAGCGUACUGCGAACUUAGCAGCAACCCGGUCAGUUGCACGACGACACGAGUGCCAACCCUCACACAAAUGGGAGGCGCAGCGGGUUGCUGCGAGGAGGAUGUGCUCUCCACGUCUGCAAGAAGGAGGUUCGGCGGUGGAGGUGUACACGUGCUGCCUCUGCCGGCCUCCCACUCCCGAACGGCCGGUCCUGGCAGUGGAGGGGUAGGAGGGGUAGGAGGUGUGGGAGCCGGAGGGGGAGGAGGUAUUGGCUGCUGUGCAGGCGGCGUCGACAGGCCGGUUGUUCGAUUACCUUAUCGCUGGAGGGCCGUUAGCAGAUCAGCGUGCCAGAAGCAGUGCACGGGUCCGAUCCUGCGAGGGUUACAGAGGUUCGGGAAAGUGGCGAAGAAGAAGAGCGGAAGCAAGGGGUCGGACUCCGAGGAGGAAACGUGGAAAGAGCCCAAGCAUCUGUACAUAGCAAUUGAUGAGGCAAGCUCACAUAUUUCCAUCGACGACCCAUGCAAGCGGAAUUCCCCCACGAAGCCCAAUACCCGCUUUCGUCUGGCUGUGGCGGUCUUCAAUGACUCGGAUCAGAUCAUCGGAACUGCAGUGUCCAACCCGAUUCAUGUCGUUGCCAACAACGAUGCACCCAAAGGAGUUGCUCGCAUCACCCUCCAGUGCUUACUUAACGGUGGAAGUGGCUUGCAGUCCUCGCAUGUGUCGGACGCAUACAGCGCUCUGCCACUCCGACAUAACUUUACUACCCCUCUGUCGGCAUGCUUGGACUCGUCGGCGCCCUUCACAUUCUCUUCUCAACUCUCUCAUCCAUCUCCAAGGACCCCUUCUUCAGCUCUUCCAUCGCCAUGCUUACCAGCUUUCUGUAACCGUUCUUCACAGUCCUUCUCUGCGACGGCUCCUGGAGCUGACAUUACAGCAAGGCUUUUGUCCUCAUCUACGAGCUUCCUGCAGAAGGAACACAUGCCAGUGGGUCCUCCGCCUAGACCAGGCAUGACCGUAGGAGAAUCAAUGGCAGCAUCUUAUCUGCUUCAGAUGGCGGAACGACAAAUGCGUCGGGCAAAGAAUGAAUAUGUUUGGUGCGGCAGCAGACUUGUUUCUGAGACCCUCCAGCGGCUAAAGGCCGACGUGUUGGCAGUUCAAGCUGUCGAGCAAACUGAGGGAGCCUGCAGCGUGCAGGAUGUGACAACUCUGUCAUCCACCGAUGAUCAGGAGGAGGAAAUUACUAUGGACAGCAAUAUGAACCUUAGAGAGGGCGAGACUGGUGGAGGUGGGCAGAGUUCACAGCGGCAAGCUAAUUACAACCAUGACAUGGAAACUGUGCAUGGCAGUCGCAUGCAACGGAGGAACAAGUCCCUGCGAGCUUUGAGUGAACGCUUUGUGCAACUAUUUCUCUUAGAUGAGGAGCGAGCUGUAGAAUGGGAAUAUGUUGUUGGUAAAUUGCUGGGUGUUGCAUGCGACACACAAAAUCUUCAAACGAAGGCGCGGAGGUUGUAUGAUAUUGCCAACAUUCUGGGAAGCCUUCAUCUAGUUACAAAACUCCAGAUCUGGCCCCAGGCUCCAAACUCAAUGCCUCGUCCUGCGUACAAGUGGCUGGGAGCACGUGGAGUGGAGCAGAGACUUGCAAUGGCGCUGGAGUUGCAUUCACCCAAAGCUACAGGAGUCUCAGGAGUCACAUAUGGCGCAGGUGUUGCAGUUGGCCCUUCGAAGAGUCAUAGAAACGUUGACGAGCAGCUACUGAAAGAGGUGGUAGGGAAUGCGUCAUAUGGAUCUCAAAGGAGCCUCCAGCAUGUAGAGCCUUGGUUGGGAACCAUCGGCUGCAGAGGAGGGAUGGGAUCGCUGAAGAGAGAAAGAGAGCCCAGCGAGUUGACGCUUGAAGAAAGGGUCCGGAAAUUUCAAUUUCGGUCAUCAAUGGCAUGCCAAACCGCUGAGGGGAACACAAACAUGAACGCAGUGCCUUCGUCGUGCAAUGCCAUUCCACCCAAUCAUGUGCCACCAUGGUCAGGAGACGUGUUCAGAGGGGGAGGUACUGCCAAUAUCUCUCCUGCCAUACGCCACCUUGGCUCCCUUAAGAGAGACAGGGAGGAGGUGGUCCUUAUGGAGGAGAGACUGCGGAAAGCUCCAUUCGGAUCGUCGUGUGAAUCUCAGCUCUAUCAUGCAGCAAGCAUCAACCAGGACGAUGGCCUGCCUUCGUCAAGUGACACGGCCCUGCCGGCUGUGGGACCUUCCCUGUCAAUGGGCCUCAGCAUAAAUGCGGAAGAUAACAAGAGAGUCCGGCGAUUCAAAGGCUUAGGUGGGGGCACGCUGACAACACCCGUUAGUGCCAACUCUGAAAGCCUGUAUCUUGUGAGACGACCUGGGCGAGCACAGGAAUUGUCGAUGGUGCACUCGCCUCCUCUUCCUUCUGUCGCAGCAGCAACCGCAGUCGCUGCAUGUACAUCCGUCGACUCGAGGGAUUGCUCAUUUGCCACUAGCUCAUCGCCCAGACCUGAGCGGUCAUCAGAAGGUGUAGGGGAGAUCUCUGGUCAUAGCGAGUGGCGGACCGGUGAAUCUCUCCGGUUCUUCAACUCGGACGAGGCUGUAGAGAAGUCUUCCUAUGUGACAGAGCAGCGGAGAUGCAGUCGGAAUGGUGCUGGCUCUGCGGAAGCGAUGGUAAAUGGCCAAGGAAGUGCCGCACAUGUCCGAGGAGAGUUUGGUCUCAGACUGGGUUUGCAAUGUAGUGAUGACCAGGGUCAGCUUCAGCAUAUGUGUCCCAAGUCCAGAGCCCACCGCAGCAAUUGUUGUGCUACCAGCAGCGGCGCCAAGGAUGCUCUGCAGGAAGGUACCAAUGAUGAUUCACUUGUCACUGUGCGUUCGCUUUUGAACAAGCCUGAUGACGCUCUGUCGUUGGGCCUCGGCUUUUCCUCCAAAAGGCACUUGGAACAGCGUCCGGCGGGAGCAGGCCACUCCCACAUGGACUUGAAUGGACCGUUCCCAGCAGUCCCUGUUCUUGACACUGGAAGAGAGGAGGAAUUCGCCCAGCAGGCGGGAUGCACAUCUUCGUCAAAUUGGCCUCUUGCCAAUCGGCUUCGGACUGGGCUCACCACUCAGCGGUUAAACGAGGUUGUGGAACAGCGCCCAGGCUUCAUGAACGACAUUGUACGGUACUCCAAUGCUCUGAGAGGAGCGCUGAAGUCAAGUCGGGCUCCUGGUGGCACAGGGACGAACGCUGCGGAUGGCAUCUACUUGAUGGAUGCGGUAAGCUCACAGGAACGUCUUCAAACCAUAGUUAAAGGUGAUGUAGGCUGGGCCAACGGGCAUCAAGAUGAGUGCAAGACAAGGGAAGGAUGUGGUUGGGAUCUGGAAGCCUCCAAGAGGGAGAGAGAGAGAGUGCAGCAGCGGACAGCAGCGAUUCAUGCCACCGAUUCGUAUGAAGCUGCUGGUGAUAAUUUGGCUAUCCGCUUGCACUCAGGUGAUGAAAUGGACACCACGAUGCAGCCAAGCGAGGCAGCAGCGGAAUGUAGGAGAAACAGUGGUGUCAGCCCCCCCCAUGAGUUGGUAAUCAGGGUACCUGAGGUCUUAGCGAGAGAAAGGAGGAGCCCUGAGUUGGAAAGCACCAACGGCCAGGAGGUCGGCAGGACAUUUAUUGAUUGCAACCAACCGGCGAGUGACGACUGUGAGGGAAGCAACUGAAACAGCAUGCUGCUGUGAUCAAGGUUCUGCACAGCCGAG
This is a messenger RNA of Chara braunii, 4068 nucleotides long. The record is from the annotation of a GenBank genome assembly. Lineage: Eukaryota; Viridiplantae; Streptophyta; Charophyceae; Charales; Characeae.